AUGCGCAGUGAAGCCAUAUUUUCUAUUGCUACACUGUUAUUCUAUACAACAACAAUCAACUAUAUCUGUUGUUAUACAUCAUAUUCAAACGAUUUGAAAGCAUUAGAAAAUGCACUUGAUCUACUGCCUACUAGUUAUCAUCAACCAUUGCAGCAACGAAAUGUCCACGAUGGUGCGGAAUACACAAUCAAAGAAGCCGGUGUUACUUAUAGACAACGUUUAUCAAAGGAUCAAGAUGCUGAUGGCCAUUCUCUAUGUACGGUUGAAUAUGAUAAUCGAUUGUUGAAAGAAGAUGAAACGAUUGAAAUUAAAACAAAAUUUUAUAAAGUUGAAGAAUGCCACUUGAGCCGUGCUUAUCAUGCAUGUGGUCCAAAUAUUCUUCGUAUGUUAAAAGUCGUUUGUACAAUCGCCGAACAAUUUACCACAAUAAGAGUAA
Messenger RNA from Didymodactylos carnosus, 436 nucleotides. Lineage: Eukaryota; Metazoa; Rotifera; Eurotatoria; Philodinida; Philodinidae. The record is from the annotation of a GenBank genome assembly.